Messenger RNA from Dentiscutata erythropus, 135 nucleotides. The record is from the annotation of a GenBank genome assembly. Lineage: Eukaryota; Fungi; Glomeromycota; Glomeromycetes; Diversisporales; Gigasporaceae.
AUGCCCGAUGUUCCUGGGGCUGACUUGCCUCUUCGAUAUCUUCUCGUGGGGUAUACUGAUUUCUCUACCUUGGUGUUAGGGCCUUGUACUAAGUUAUAUUUCUCUUACGGAACUGCUUUUCAAAAUGUUUUCUGA